Nasonia vitripennis (jewel wasp) is the source of this 2023-nucleotide messenger RNA. It is a transcript of the gene KaiR1D, whose product is annotated as glutamate receptor ionotropic, kainate 2. Bases 24 to 1838 code for a protein of 604 amino acids. The record is from RefSeq and is a predicted model, not a curated record. The transcript is spliced from 12 exons. Gene Ontology annotation, biological process: modulation of chemical synaptic transmission; monoatomic ion transport; synaptic transmission, glutamatergic. Gene Ontology annotation, molecular function: glutamate-gated receptor activity; transmitter-gated monoatomic ion channel activity involved in regulation of postsynaptic membrane potential. NCBI's taxonomy places the organism in Eukaryota, Metazoa, Arthropoda, Insecta, Hymenoptera, Pteromalidae. Gene Ontology annotation, cellular component: plasma membrane; postsynaptic membrane.
UUAUAAAGACUGAAACGGCUUUAAUGUAUGAUGCUGUUCACUUGUUCGCUCAUGCACUACAUGUUUUGGAUGCCUCUCAACAAAUAGAUAUCAAACCAUUAUCAUGUGAGUUAACCAAUACCUGGGACCAUGGCUAUUCAUUGAUAAACUACAUGAAAAACGUUGAAAUGACCGGACUGACUGGCUCAAUAAAGUUUGAUAAUCAAGGCUUCCGUUCUGAUUUCAUUUUAGAUAUUAUCGAGUUAAAUACAAAAGAUGGAUUACAAAAAAUUGGGCGCUGGAAUAGCACACGAGGAAUAAAUUUUACUAGAAGUUACGGUGAAAUAUAUACUCAAAUAGUUGACAAUUUGCACAAUAAAACUUUUAUUGUAACUACAAUUUUGAGUGCACCGUACUGUAUGUAUAAAGAAUCAAGUAAAACACUUUCUGGAAAUUCUCAGUUUGAAGGUUACAGUAUUGACCUUAUUCAAGAAAUCUCACGUAUAUUAGGAUUCAAUUAUACAAUACAAAUAGUACCAGAUGGCAGAUAUGGAUCAUUUAAUCGAAAGACAAAAGAAUGGGAUGGAAUGAUUAAAGAGCUCUUAGAUCAAAAAGCUGAUCUCGCUAUUGCAGAUCUUACAAUUACGUAUGAUCGUGAACAAGCGGUUGAUUUUACGAUGCCAUUUAUGAAUUUAGGAAUAAGUAUACUUUAUAGAAAACCAGUCAAACAGCCUCCUAAUUUAUUUUCUUUUCUUAGUCCUUUGAGCUUAGAUGUAUGGAUAUACAUGGCAACUGCUUAUUUGGGUGUAUCAGUACUUCUUUUUAUACUUGCAAGAUUUAGUCCUUACGAGUGGGAAAACUCUCGAACCAGUACUAAUCAAAUUCCAACGUUAGAAAAUGACUACACGUUGUUGAAUUCUUUAUGGUUUACAAUUGGAUCACUUAUGCAACAAGGCUCCGAUAUUGCUCCGAGAGCUAUAUCAACACGCAUGGUGGCUGGUAUGUGGUGGUUUUUUACAUUGAUAAUGAUUUCAUCAUACACAGCAAACCUUGCAGCAUUUCUAACAGUCGAACGAAUGGAUUCACCAAUUGAAAGUGCUGAAGAUUUAGCUAAACAAACAAAAAUUAAAUAUGGUGCUUUAAAAGGUGGUAGUACAGCAGCGUUCUUUAGGGAUUCGAAUUUUUCAACUUAUCAAAGAAUGUGGCAUUUUAUGGAAAAUGCUAACCCAUCAAAUGAAGUAUUUACGAACAGUAAUGUUGAAGGGGUUGAUCGCGUGGUUAAAGGAAAAGGAAGUUACGCUUUUUUAAUGGAAUCAACUUCGAUUGAAUAUGCUAUCGAAAGAAAUUGUGAAUUAACGCAAAUUGGUGGACUUCUAGAUUCAAAAGGCUAUGGAAUCGCCAUGCCACCCAAUUCACCUUACAGAACAGCUAUAAGUGGUGCUAUUCUAAAGCUGCAAGAAGAAGGUAAACUUCAUAUAUUGAAAACUAAAUGGUGGAAAGAAAAACACGGAGGUGGCUCAUGCAGGGAUGAAACUUCGAAAAGUAGCUCAACAGCAAGUGAACUAGGUUUGGCAAAUGUAGGCGGUGUCUUUGUCGUAUUGAUGGGAGGCAUGGGAAUUGCAUGCGUUGUUGCAGUUUGCGAAUUUUUGUGGAAAAGUAGAAAAAUUGCUGUUGAAGAGAGGGUAAAAACAUUGCAAAGAAUAUCAAAUUUCAAAAAAAUAUUUCAAAAUUCAACAAAUUUCGACGAAUCUUCAACUACAGCGAACCCGAGGCUAUCGUCCAUAUUGGCAUACGUAUGUAGAAAGAGGCAAAGAUCGUCUGAAAAACCUAUAUGUAUAGGAUUUACUGAUCUUCAAUAAUAUUGUCAACUUUAAGCACUCGUACGCCAAUAAAAAUGUAUCGUAAAAAUUCUCAAAACCCAGUAUUGUAUUUCAAACAAAUCAUCAAAUUAUACAACUAACGUAUCGUUAACUCAGAUUUUUAUAUGAAAUACUUUUGUUUGUUAAAGAGGUAUUUUAUUAAUAUAUGUUUAAUAAAGUAGUAA